AUGAGAAAUAUGUUUUUGAGAUUAAUCAUAUUGAAUGUAUUAGUAACGAUAUUCAUCGAUGCAAUCAACUAUUCAGAUACGCAUGAUUAUGAUGCAUAUGGAAUACGUGUGAUUAGCACUGAACAUUUUGUUGCACUUGCACAAAAUGAUGCUCUUCAGUACCAAGUUUCGAUGGCUCCGUUUGGACCAGAAUAUGUUUGUAAUUACAAUUAUAACAGUUCUAAUGAGUUUAUUAUCAAUCUAGCAGUUGGUCGGCGACAAAAUGCUUCACAGUUAUCAUUCGUUUAUUUGAAAACCAAAUCAACUGAUGGUUAUCAUCAAACCUUAGGUGUAUUCACAUUUUCACGUGUUAAUCAAUCGUCGAAUGAUACUUGUGAUCCGACGAUUAAAAUUAGUGAAGGUAGUUCUGAUGUUAAAGUAUGGAAUCGUGAACCGUCAGAAAUGUCAACAUUGCAAGUUGAUCUCGAUGGCAACUAUGCAUAUGGUUUUCUCUCCAAAAGAAUAUUUAUUUAUGAUAUCAAGAAUCGUUCUGUUCAAGAUUUAGAAUGGAAAAAUCUUUUUCCAUCGUUGAAUAUCGAACCCCAUGCAUUGGAUAUUGGUGAAACAUCUGAUGGGUUUUCAAUUGCAAUUGUUGCCGGUUAUUAUGAAGUUGACGUUCAAAAGACCUUAUCAGCGCUUUAUCUUCUACGCUUGGAUCCUCCUUAUAAUAUGACGCUAAUGGAUAAUUACACAUUUUCUUCUGAUAAUCAAAAAUAUUUUCGUAGUCGUUACACUUCGACUUAUCAAUACAAUUAUGUUAUGUCAGUUUCAAUUCACGAUCCCACUCAACAAGUUCUUGUAGCUAUACCACAAUUAAGUCAAACUUAUUUGUUCGCAUUCAAUAGCACAGCAUUGAUGUUAAUCAAUACAUUUAAUCAUUCAGCACGAUCGACAGCAUGGCUUGAUGAAGACGGAAUACUAGCAGGAUUUUUACUGGGUAAUACACCUACAUUGCCAUGGGCACAAUCGCGGCUUGAAAUAGUAAAUUUAUCUGCAAGUGACGUUCUUUAUGUCUACCCGAACAAUCAACAGACGAUCGAACAAUGGUCAAUUACACCACCAACGUUUCUCCGAUUGAUAACAACGUACGAUUAUCAAAUAGGGAUACUUACCUCAGAUGGAACUGUAUUGUUGGUAUCUGCAGCUGAUGCAGGUUAUUAUGUAACAACAGAUGAUAUAAAUAAUUCACGGCCGAGCCAACAAAUGUGUCCUGAUGGAACUUAUAAAAGUACUCGUGGACUAGUACCAUGUACAAUAUGUCCCACAAUGACUCGAAGUUCUUCAGCACGUGGUCUAAUGAAUAAGAUGAAUUGUAUUGCUUGCUCGUCGGACUCGUUUUGUCCUCUGGCUUCAAUCAGUGAUCUCAAUACUUCAUUUAUUCAAUCGGCCAGUCAAGCGUAUGCAUAUCCAACGUCGUCUGCUAGCUCGUCUUUUGAUGAUAUUCUAAUGCAAAAUACUUUCACGUUGGACAAUUCAACUCGUCGAUGUCUUCUGAUUUCGCCGCUAUUUUGGUCUUUAAUUAUAUUGAUAGUUCCUUGCAUUGUUUUAAUCAUCAUGGGAGGUUUAAGCUAUUUACCAGCGAGAAAGAAGCAUAUUCGACGUCUUCAAUGUAUUUUUCGUCAUACAGAUUUGAUUGGAAAUGGUGAAUUGUGGUUCGGUGGACUAAUAUCAUUUUCAAUCAUUCUUCUGAUUAUCUACAAUUUUUGGUUUGGCUCAGUCUUUGCUAAUAUCUAUCCUAUUGAAGCAGGAAAGAUUGCUUACUUUUCAUGUGAUACUAGUUUGCUAAACGCCCAGUUCACUUCUAGUUUACAAUUAUUAGCGACGAUUAAAUCGAACGAAGAAGAACCUAUCUUUGAUAUGCUUGAUCAACAAGAAUUUACCAUGACAGUCAAUCUCUUCCAAACAAGUUUCACGUGUGACAACAUUGCUACUCAAGAAAAUGUUGGUACUUAUUCAGUUACAUUAGCACAUGAUAAUUGUUCUAGACAAGCAGAUAAUGCAACACUAACCGUUUCAUAUCGUGUUCCUUAUCAUCAGAUUGAUAUACAAAUAAAUCUAACAGGCUCACAUUACAUUGGUGGUGCUCUCAUUUGUCUUGCUGGUCCCCGAUUGACGAGUAAUGAUUCCACCUACAUCGUACAAGAAAUGAAUUACUGUAGCAUAUUUUCGACAUUUGAUCAAACUCUUGCCGAAACUACAAUUAUCGACUUUUCGUUAACGAAAGUCAUUAAUCGCACCGAAGUCUUAGAUUACAGUGGUUUAAUGAAUUACACUGGCAUAUGGAUUCCAACAUCAACACAUGGCGCACUUAGCGAUCGUGUUGCUUAUGCACAACGUGGCGCUUUUCUUCGAUAUUUAUCGACACAACAAACAUUGGUUGUCAGUUUUACCGAAACACCAUUCUUUGUCAUGAAUAAACAAGAGCCCGUGUCACGAUAUGGUGAAAUACUCUUUCAUAAUGUGCUUUUUACAACAACUGUUAUCGGCAUUUUCGCCUUAGUUUUCCUUAUUUUCAAAUUAACAUUGAUACCAAGAAGAGAAAAAAAUAUCGAAUUUUUCACAAUGUCUUCUAACCUUAAUAUUUCUAAAACAACAACGCUUCUUCUUAUCGACGUACAAAAAGCACUUCGUAAUGAAGAAUACUGGGGUGGCAAUCGCUGUACACCAAAUCUAGAAGAGAAUAUUACAAAACUGCUAACACGCUUUCGACAACUAUCCUUACCUGUCAUACACGUAAAACAUGAUUCGAUUAAUCCUUCUUCCCCGUUACAUCCAUCGAACGUUGGUAAUGAAAUAGAAGAUUAUGCUCAAGCACUUUCAACAAACAACGAACCUGUUCUUCAUAAAUCAGUCAAUUCUGCUUUCAUUGGAACAGAUCUGGACAAACGACUUCGACAACAAGGGACAUCAGUGUUGAUUAUCGUUGGUUUUACCACUAAUCACUGUUGUGAAACAACAGCACGAAUGGCUGGAAAUUUGGGUUUUAGUGUUCUUUUUGUUCGUGAUGCAAUAGCCACGUUCGAUCGGCACUUUCAAGGUAAAACAAUCAAAUCCGACGACGUGCAUUUCAAUACAUUAGCGAAUUUAAAUGAAGAAUUUGCAACAAUUGUGACUACUGAAGAAGUAAUUCAAACUAUUGAUAAACUUUAA
Adineta ricciae is the source of this 3189-nucleotide messenger RNA. The record is from the annotation of a GenBank genome assembly. Lineage: Eukaryota; Metazoa; Rotifera; Eurotatoria; Adinetida; Adinetidae.